AUGCUCAUCCAAACACCCCUAACAGCACUAACCCUCCUCUCCACAGCAGCAGGCCAGUCUCAACCUCGCCACCGCUGCACAAAUAGCGACGCCUGCUGGCCAACCCCCGAAACAUGGAACCAAUUCAACACCACAAUCGGUGGGAAACUGAUCCGCUCCGUCCCCUCCGCCGCCGUCUGCCACAGCCCCCGAUACAACCCCGGUCAAUGCGCAACCGCAAAACGCAGCUGGCUCGAUAGUUUCUGGCGCACGAACCAGACGGGCGGGUAUGCGGCGAUGGUGUGGGAGAUGGGUGAGACUGGGAGGUGUUUUAUUGAUACACCUGUUGAGGAGGGGUGUGAUCAGGGGAUUGUACCGUAUUACUCCGUCCGAGCACAGAGUGUUGAGGAUAUCCAAGCCUCUGUGAGAUUCGCCAGUGAGAAGGAUCUAUAUCUAGUAACCAAGAACACGGGGCAUGAUCAUCUCGGUCGGUCAAGCGGAAAAGGCGCAUUCUCGAUCUGGACGCAUAACAUGAAGGGCAUUGAAUGGCACGACGCGUUUAUUCCCCGUGGAGCGCCAGAUGAUGCCGAUAUUGGUGUACCGGCUGUAACGCUGCAAGCUGGGGAGCAGUGGUUUGAUGUAUAUCAAGCAGCAUCCAAGAAAGGAGUCGUGGUUGUCGGAGGCUCAGCACGCACAGUCGGUGCAGCAGGGGGCUAUCUGCUCGGCGGAGGCCACUCGCCGUUUGCACAUUAUUAUGGCCUUGCGGCGGAUAAUUUAUUGGAAAUGAGUAUCGUCUCUGCGGCUGGCGAACAUCUCGUGCUGAAUCGGUAUACGGACCCGGAGUACUUCUGGGCUGUGCGUGGUGGUGGGGGGAGUUCCUGGGGGGUCGUCACGUCAGUCACAUACAAAACACACCCAGUCCCCGAGAACCUCAUCAUGGGCUUCGUCCAGCUGAACGCCACCAACGGGAAUCUCACCAACGUCCUGGCCGAAUCGCUUAAGCUCCUCCCGGGUGUCACGGACGCCGGAUACAUAGGGUACGGCGAUCUCAGCGGGGGGUUCAACGGGUUCUUCAUGACGCCGAAUAGCACUGUUGGAGCGUUUAAUGAGACCUUUGCGGGCUUCUUCAAUCUAUCUACCCGGCCUGGUGUGCAGGGCGCGGUUGGGGCGUAUCCGUCAGACUGGGAUGGGUAUCUAGAGACGAUUCUGAGGGAUCCGAAUAUCGGGACCAAUAUCCAGGAUACGUCGCGGCUGUUGACGGCGGAUGUUAUCCAGGACAAGGCGGAGGAUCUGGCACGGUUUCUGGUGAAGAAUCCGGGUGGGGGGUUCAAUUUUAUUGGGAAAGUGAACAACGAUGAGCGUGACAAUACUGCGGUACAUGAUAUCUGGAAGAAGAGCCACGCCUUGCUGAGUAUCUCGAUUGACUGGGCGGAUAACGCCACCGAGGCCGAGAAGCAUAAGAAGAGAUUACAUGCAGUACACAUGAGCGAGACCUUUUCGGAGAUUGUUGGAUCUGACGAUGGGACGUACAUAAACGAAGCAAAUCCAUAUGAGCCGAACUGGGAGAGCGUGUUCUGGGGAGAUAAGUAUGAGAGACUGCUCGAGAUUAAACGGCGGGUUGAUCCCACAGGGCUGUUUAUUUGCAAUCGGUGUGUUGGGGGAGAGUUGGUGUUGCAGGCAUAG
This is a messenger RNA of Aspergillus puulaauensis, 1662 nucleotides long. RefSeq names its product FAD/FMN-containing protein. The record is from RefSeq and is a predicted model, not a curated record. The coding region runs from base 1 to 1662 and encodes 553 amino acids. Lineage: Eukaryota; Fungi; Ascomycota; Eurotiomycetes; Eurotiales; Aspergillaceae. Gene Ontology annotation, molecular function: FAD binding; oxidoreductase activity. The transcript is spliced from 8 exons.